This is a messenger RNA of Saccoglossus kowalevskii, 800 nucleotides long. Its product is annotated as WD repeat, SAM and U-box domain-containing protein 1-like. Lineage: Eukaryota; Metazoa; Hemichordata; Enteropneusta; Harrimaniidae. The record is from RefSeq and is a predicted model, not a curated record. Gene Ontology annotation, molecular function: protein binding; ubiquitin-protein transferase activity. Gene Ontology annotation, biological process: protein ubiquitination.
AUGGCAACUCUGGUACACACAAUCGACGUUCACAAAAGUGACGUGAACUGGUGUUCUUUUUCUACCAAGUACUUGGCGACAUGCUCGGGAGAUAAAACAGUCCGAUUAUGGAACAUCGAUGAUUUCUCCGAAGUGAGUUGCUCUCCCUUGAACGGGCAUGAAUACUACGUACACUGCUGUUGCUUCAGUCCCUUCGGCACUCUGCUGGCUUCUUGCUCAACCGACGGGAAAAUCAUCAUAUGGGAUCCCAAAACUGGAGAUAAACAAUCUGUGUUGAGCCACAAAAGCAAAGCCAUUAUCCGUGUUUGUGUUUUUUCACCGAAUUCACAAUUUCUUGUGUCCGGGGGAGCAGACAAUAUGCUAUGCUUAUGGGAUGUAUCCACAAGGAAAUGCGUUCGUGUCUUUGAAGGUCACGAGAAUACAGUGGAAUCAUGUUCCUUUACACCGGACAGCAACUACCUGGUAUCCGGAUCUUCCGAUGGUGAUAUCCGUGUCUGGGAUGCAAGGUUUGGUCAAAGUCGCUGUUUGUUUUAUACUGGUAAUGAGGAUGUACAUGAAUUGGGAGUGUCCUGUAUUGUGUGCUCGCCCACGUUCGGAACAGCAAAUCGAAGUUUUGCUGCUAGCAACCCUGGUUUAAGGCAUUUCCUAAUGGCUACUUGUGGUGGUGAUAAUCUUGUCAAACUCUGGGAUUUAUACACAGAACCAGAUUGUACAGUAAAACUACGCUGUAUAUUAGAGGGUCACUCUGGCACAGUCAUGGCAUGCACUUUUUCUCUGGAUGGUAAAAUGCUGGCUUCUGG